UUCAUAGUGCAUCACUAUAUCUGUUCACGGUCGCGAGCAUCUCAAGAAGUCUGGUUUUUCAGAGAGUUCAGCUAUCAUCAGGUAACAACAUGAAGUUGUCGUUGUUGUUGAUGGCCCUGUUGGUGGGCCUGGCCACGGCCAAGAAAGACGAUGCGAAAGACAAAGAAAGUGUCGGAACAGUCAUUGGUAUCGAUCUCGGCACCACGUACUCGUGCGUUGGUGUUUUCAAGAAUGGACGAGUGGAAAUUAUUGCCAACGACCAAGGAAACCGAAUCACGCCGUCAUACGUUGCCUUCACCGCUGAAGGAGAACGGCUAAUCGGGGAUGCUGCCAAGAAUCAGCUCACCACCAACCCCGAGAACACUGUGUUCGAUGCCAAACGUCUGAUUGGACGAGAGUGGUCAGAGAAAUCAGUUCAGGACGACAUCAAGUACUUCCCCUUCAAAGUUAUUGAGAAGAACAAGAAGCCGCACAUCAAAGUCAGCACCGGCCAAGGAGACAAGGUAUUCGCGCCCGAAGAGAUCUCCGCCAUGGUUCUCACGAAAAUGAAGGAAACCGCCGAGACCUACCUCGGGAAGCCCGUAACGCACGCCGUCGUCACCGUGCCGGCUUACUUCAACGAUGCCCAACGUCAGGCCACCAAGGACGCCGGAACCAUCGCCGGAUUGAAUGUCAUGAGAAUCAUCAACGAGCCUACGGCGGCCGCCAUCGCGUACGGUCUCGACAAGAAGGACGGAGAGAAGAACAUCCUCGUGUUCGAUCUCGGAGGCGGAACCUUCGACGUGUCGCUACUCACGAUCGACAAUGGCGUGUUCGAAGUCGUGUCGACCAACGGAGACACCCAUCUUGGAGGUGAAGAUUUCGAUCAACGAGUCAUGGAGCACUUCAUGAAGCUGUACAAAAAGAAGUCCGGAAAGGACAUCCGUAAGGACAACCGUGCUGUACAGAAACUCCGACGUGAGGUCGAGAAGGCCAAGCGAACCCUGUCCACGGCUCAUCAGGCCAGAAUUGAAAUCGACUCGUUCUUCGACAGCGACGACUUCUCCGAGACCCUAACCCGAGCCAAGUUCGAGGAACUGAACAUGGAUCUCUUCCGUAGCACACUGAAACCCGUGCAGAAAGUCCUCGAGGACGCCGAUCUCCAGAAGAAGGACAUCGACGAGAUCGUUCUGGUCGGAGGCUCCACUCGUAUCCCUAAGGUCCAACAACUCGUCAAGGAAUUCUUCAACGGCAAAGAGCCCACCCGAGGAAUAAAUCCCGACGAGGCCGUCGCCUUCGGAGCCGCUGUCCAAGCCGGAGUUCUCGGCGGAGAAGAGGACACUGGGGAUCUCGUGCUGCUCGACGUGAACCCUCUCACCAUGGGUAUCGAGACCGUCGGAGGCGUCAUGACCAAACUGAUUCCGCGAAACACCGUCAUCCCCACCAAGAAGAGUCAGGUGUUCUCAACCGCGUCCGAUGAUCAACACACCGUCACCAUCCAGGUCUUCGAAGGAGAACGUCCCCUGACCAAGGACAACCAUCAACUCGGAAAGUUCGAUCUCACUGGAAUUCCUCCUGCACCUCGUGGUGUCCCUCAAAUCGAGGUAACUUUCGAGAUCGAUGUCAACGGCAUCCUCAAGGUUUCCGCCGAAGAUAAGGGCACCGGCAACAAGGAGAAGAUCACCAUCACGAACGACCACAACCGUCUCACCCCCGACGACAUCGAGAAAAUGAUCAAGGACGCUGAGAAAUUCGCCGACGAGGACAAACGUGUCAAGGAGAAGGUCGAGGCCAAGAACGAACUCGAGUCGUACGCGUACUCACUCAAGACCCAGCUGGGUGACAAGGAGAAGCUCGGAGGCAAACUCAGCGAUGACGACAAGAAAUCCGUCGAAGAAGCCGUCGAGAAAGCGAUCAAGUGGCUCGACAGCAACGCCGACGCUGAAGUCGAUGAACUGAAAGCACAGAAGAAAGAACUCGAAUCGGUCGUCCAUCCGAUCGUUUCUAAGAUCUACCAGGGAGCCGGAGGCCCUGGACCCGAAGCCGGUGACGCGGGAGACGAUUCGGCCAAGGACGAGCUGUAAAGCACCUUAGGAUUUAAGUUAGAAAUAAAACUGUAAAACAUUUUUUCAGAAACGAGUUCGAACGAUCGCGAGAGUGGUGGGUAAAAUUUCCAACUCCUCCUGGGAGUCGGCCGGGUUAAUUUAUUAUGAGUAGGCCUUCGGAUGUUACACGGAGAAAGAAGAAAACGCGAGGAUGAAGCUUUCAAUCAACAAACAUGAGAAAUUCCUUUGGUCAAGAAUAAUACCAGGCUGGUCUCCUCUGUAUAUAAACCUUGUAAUAAAUAAGAUAAUGAAUCUACACACUUUUCCAU
Galendromus occidentalis (western predatory mite) is the source of this 2353-nucleotide messenger RNA. It is a transcript of the gene Hsc70-3, whose product is annotated as heat shock protein 70 cognate 3. The transcript has 3 exons. Gene Ontology annotation, molecular function: ATP-dependent protein folding chaperone; ATP binding. The coding region runs from base 90 to 2063 and encodes 657 amino acids. The record is from RefSeq and is a predicted model, not a curated record. NCBI's taxonomy places the organism in Eukaryota, Metazoa, Arthropoda, Arachnida, Mesostigmata, Phytoseiidae.